Messenger RNA from Perkinsus marinus ATCC 50983, 154 nucleotides. RefSeq lists its product as hypothetical. The annotation marks the transcript as partial. The transcript has a single exon. The record is from RefSeq and is a predicted model, not a curated record. Lineage: Eukaryota; Perkinsozoa; Perkinsida; Perkinsidae.
GUUUCGGACCGCCCCCACCGGCGUCAACACUCCCACCAGGAGUAGGUGCUCCUCCGCCUCAAAGUGGGCCUGGUCCUGGUCUGCAACAACAGCCUGUGAAUGCAUACGGACCGACUUCUGCUGAGCCACCCAGCGUCAGCGUCAGCGGCGAUUC